This is a messenger RNA of Diachasma alloeum, 702 nucleotides long. Its product is annotated as venom allergen 3. The transcript is spliced from 5 exons. Gene Ontology annotation, cellular component: extracellular region. The coding region runs from base 1 to 702 and encodes 233 amino acids. The record is from RefSeq and is a predicted model, not a curated record. NCBI's taxonomy places the organism in Eukaryota, Metazoa, Arthropoda, Insecta, Hymenoptera, Braconidae.
AUGUCCAGGAUAUUUGCUCAAGUGUUACUGCUGUGCGGUCUAGUACUGAUCAGUUGCCAGCAAGAGAGAUACUGCAAUCUACCUUCUUGCAGAGAGGAACCGCAUACGUUAUGUCUCUAUCGUUCAACUUCACCCUCUCCUUCUUGCGGUCAAUUGGGGCGCAGGGGUUUGACUCAGGGCGAGAAGAAUGCACUUCUCAAUAGGCACAAUUGGUACAGAGCUUAUGUUGCUAGUGGUCGAGAAACAAGAGGUGCUCCUGGACCUCAGCCUGCGGCUAGAAACCUCGGUCCUCUGACAUGGAACGAUGAAGUAGCGGCAAUCGCACAGCGGUGGGCUGAUCAAUGCAAUUAUGGCCAUGACAGGUGUCGAAACACAGCUGAUGACACGUACGUGGGACAAAAUGUCGCGUACAUCGGCUGGUCUGAUCGAUGGCGCAAUGAGAGCCUUCUUCAAAUGGUAGAUUUCUGGUACAACGAAGUCGCGGAUUUCAAUAGUCAUCUGGUCAGAGCAUUGUUCCUUCCGCUAAACCCAUUAGCGCCGGUGAUCGGCCACUACACCCAGAUGGUUUGGGCCGAGACUAUUUGGCUUGGCUGUGGUGCAUCAAGAUACAGAAGAGAUGGUGGAUACUACAUUACAUUCCUCGUUUGCAACUACGCACCAGGAGGAAAUUACGUCGGCCAGGCGAUAUAUGAAAUUCUCUGA